AAGCUUCUUUUUCUUUUCCACCACUUAAAAUUAAUAAAAAAGCCAUAAUAAAAUUUAUUCCUUAUGUGUAUCCUAUACUUGGAAUAUAGAAAGCAGCAUUUUAAAGCAUUAACUUUAGCUUUUCAAGCCCUUCACCUUCACAAAAAUAAGGAUGUUAAGGAAAUGUUCUUCUUAAAUCUUUAUCUAUUGCUUAUUCGGUUUUUUCUGAUAUAUUUUUUGGAUUUUAUAAUAUUUUUUAAUAAAAAUUUUAUUCAUCAUUAAUUACAUUUUAAACUUAAAAAAGAGAUACUUUCCAUAUUUCCCAUCUUAAUUUUGGAGGCACGUUUGCUGAAGAUAAUUAAUAAAAUUAAGUUGGUUAUUUAUGUUUAAAAUAAUAAAUUGCCUUUGAUUUUUUAGUUUAAUAUAAAAAGUUAUUUAAAUCUGGAUAAGAUUUUUUUAUAUAUUAUUAAAUGAUAUUUUUCCACUAAAUUUAUUCGUAAUUAAACUUUUAAUUAGAUUUAAACAUAUAAUGCCCUAAUUAUAAUUAUUCAUUAACCAUAUUUAAUAUUUUUUAUGAGCUGUUUUCUGAAAUUAUAUCACU
Molecule: messenger RNA, 580 nt
Organism: Ichthyophthirius multifiliis
Lineage: Eukaryota; Ciliophora; Oligohymenophorea; Hymenostomatida
Exons: 1
Source: RefSeq, a predicted model, not a curated record